Messenger RNA from Nannospalax galili (Upper Galilee mountains blind mole rat), 1454 nucleotides. It is a transcript of the gene Uba5, whose product is annotated as ubiquitin like modifier activating enzyme 5. Gene Ontology annotation, molecular function: UFM1 activating enzyme activity. The record is from RefSeq and is a predicted model, not a curated record. Gene Ontology annotation, cellular component: cytoplasm; cytosol. The transcript is spliced from 12 exons. Lineage: Eukaryota; Metazoa; Chordata; Mammalia; Rodentia; Spalacidae. Gene Ontology annotation, biological process: protein ufmylation. The coding region runs from base 142 to 1359 and encodes 405 amino acids.
GGAGGCGCUUCCUGGGGUGUCGGAACCGGGAAGGCGUCGGACUAGCUCCUGGUCUCCUACCCCUCGUGGGCCCAGCGGAGCAGCGUGGGGCGGCGGCGGCGGACGCCCGGGCUGAGAGCGGCGGCCACCGAGGGCCCAGCCAUGGCCGAGUCAGUGGAGCAGCUGCGGCAGCGGGUUGAGGAGCUGGAGCGGGAACUGGCCCUGGAGAGAAGCCGGAGGAUCCUGGGGGGCGGCGAUGGAGGGGGCGGCCGGACCCGCAUCGAGAAGAUGAGCCCCGAGGUGGUGGACUCCAAUCCCUACAGUCGCCUGAUGGCUUUGAAACGAAUGGGAAUUGUAAGCGACUAUGAGAAAAUCCGCACAUACGCUGUUGCAAUAGUCGGUGUUGGUGGAGUUGGUAGCGUGACUGCCGAAAUGCUGACAAGAUGUGGCAUUGGUAAGUUGCUACUUUUUGACUACGACAAGGUGGAAUUGGCCAAUAUGAACAGACUUUUUUUCCAGCCUCAUCAAGCAGGACUGAGUAAAGUUCAAGCAGCAGAACAUACCUUGAGGAACAUUAAUCCCGAUGUUCUUUUUGAAGUUCACAACUAUAACAUCACCACAGUGGAACACUUUCAACAUUUCAUGACUAGAAUAAGUAAUGGCGGGUUAGAAGAAGGAAAGCCUGUUGACCUAGUGCUUAGCUGUGUGGACAAUUUUGAAGCUCGAAUGGCAAUAAAUACAGCUUGUAACGAACUUGGACAAACAUGGAUGGAAUCUGGGGUCAGUGAAAAUGCAGUUUCGGGGCAUAUCCAGCUCAUAAUCCCUGGAGAAUCAGCUUGUUUUGCGUGUGCUCCACCACUUGUGGUUGCUGCCAACAUUGAUGAGAAAACUCUGAAACGAGACGGAGUCUGCGCAGCCAGUCUUCCCACCACUAUGGGCGUGGUUGCAGGAAUCUUGGUGCAAAAUGUACUAAAGUUCCUGUUAGAUUUUGGUGCUGUCAGCUUUUACCUUGGAUACAACGCAAUGCAGGAUUUCUUCCCUACCAUGUCCAUGAAGCCAAAUCCUCAGUGUGACGACAGGAACUGCAGGAAGCAGCAGGAAGAGCAUAAGAAGAAGGCAGCAGCACUGCCCAAACAGGAGGCUGUCCCUGAGGAAGAGGAGCACAUUGUGCAUGAGGAGAACGAGUGGGGCAUUGAGCUGGUGUCUGAGGUUUCAGAAGAGGAACUGAAGAAUUCUUCUGGUCCCAUUCCUGAUUUACCUGAAGGAAUUACAGUGGCAUUCACAAUCCCCAAGAAGCAAGAAGAUUCUGUUCCUGAAGUAACAGUGGAAGAUUCUGGAGAAACCCUGGAAGACCUCAUGGCCAAGAUGAAGACUCUGUAGAUAAUGGACUGGCGUAUAUUUUAUUUUCUGUGCUUAUGUUAUUCCCUUGAAAUUGAAGAAAAAAAUCGGAACUAAUAAAAUUUAGGGGCACAGUA